CCCAACCUUCCUCGCGCAAAAGUGCAAAACGAGCUUUCUGGCUCUGCACUGCUCUACUGUUUGCCUGAAAUGUGACAAGAUGCCGUCGAUGCUUAGGCCCCGGGUCAGUGCCUCGGCCCUCUACCGCCCUAUCCGGUCAUCGCCAUCCAGAAACCACCGAGAGCGAGGUUUCCACAGAGACCAUGACGGCUGGUUCCGCCACCUUUAUAAUACUCGCACAUGCUCCUCUCCACGCUUUUGGAGGGGCCAGCACUCCGCAGAAGAAGAACAUCGUCCGCUUGGUAUAUCGUACAUAGACUGGAUGUUGCUGCAACACAGCCGCUUGUGGAGGCGGUACUUGUCCGCAAGCUCAUACAAAGCCUUCUUCGGGCCUUGCAACGAGCGAUUGCGAGCGAGUGGUGUGAGGCAGAGUGGAAGGGCGUGGGAAUGGAAUGGGCCGGCUGUGGCGAGGUGGGUGCGUGAGGCACAGAAGAGAGGAUUCUCGGAGGAUGCUGAGACCCCAACGCGGGUGGGCUUCGGAGACUAUGCUGAACCUGCACCUAAAGAGUCGCCCGGGACGGAGUAUCCGAAGAAAAUCGAACUGACCGACGAGGACGAGCUCACCAUAGGACCGCGCUACGAAGCCUGGGAGCGCGACAACAUUGCUUUUACCGCGCCGUAUAAGUCUUGGCCAUAUAAGACCCUAGGUCCGGAAAGGACUGAGUGCAAGCCGAAAUCCGGAGCGCCGUCUAGGGUCACACCGGCGACGGACCAAGCCUCGUCCACCGCACCUCCUGUGUCCAUCUGCGAUCAGGUCGAUGAUAAGCCUAAGAACGAUGGACUCAACAAGCAACAGAGCACUCCCGAGGACAAGCGGCAUGAUGAUCUGAUACGGCAUGUGCAAGACGAGCACCCAGAGUACUUUGAAGGCCCCGUCGAGCAACUCAGUACUGAGCAGGACAAGAUGGAAUAUAAUACUCUUGCCGGGAUGCAGGAGAAGAUGAACAAACCUUACAACCCUUCUUGCGAUGAAUUUACUUCUAGCAGCGGGGAGAAAGACGCCGACCAGCUGAACGGCCGGGAAUGUAAUAGAGAUGAAGAUCUCGAUCUGCUUAGCGCCGAGGAAAUCCGGUCCAACAUGCGAAGAAGAAUGGCUGCCUCCGAGAGACUUUGCCCAGAGAUGUCUGAAUGCGAAAGCACUAAAGAUGCGGCACAGGAAGCGGCCGCUCCCACCAAAGCCGUUGAACCUUCUCAAGAGGUGGAAGAAAUCCAGCUUGAGCAGAGUCAUGAGACUGUUACCUCGGGUCAAACCACUUCGACUACUGAGGAAGUCACUUCUACAUCUCCCUCCAACCCAGCCCCACCUUCCGAAAACGCUGAGGAACGAUCUUCCGAACCCGAACGCUCGCUAGGAUUCAUGCCUCGGACCUCUGACGUCAACUCCGGGAACAUUGAUUCGAAUAUUGCAAAGACGACCUACCGAACCUUCAUAUACGAACCCUCACGCGACAGCAUCACCGAGAUUGUCACUGAGAGCCCCUGGACGUCCAAUCCCGCUAUUCCUCUUCACGCCGCGUUCUCCCGUCUAAACAACCCCGCCAGGUUCCUACAACAUAUUUCCGGAUUUCUCGAGCCCAGGGACGAGAUCAUAAGUGCACAAGGCAAUAUACUCGUAAUUCGAGAGCGGUCCAGCGAUUCUCGAGCCGUAGAGAGGAUCACAGCCAUAUCGGACCAUCAGCUCCCUCGUUUUAACGAUGGCAGCGACGCUUCGGGCUCGGAAAAAGCCCCCGCCACCGCAACCGUCGAGCGAGCAGUGGAUUCAGAGGCGGUGGACUCGACUUCCGAGGGUCCGCGAUAUGCGAUCAAUCCCGUUGACGGCACGAUGGCGGUAAGCCUCAGUCCUACAGGGUACGCGGGGGUGGACCCGACGGUGGAGGCGGCGAACGAUCCGUAUGCGGAUGAAGAUGGGUCGCUUAGGAGGGCAUAUUGGGAUAAGGCGAGGGAGGAGCAGAAUUUGAAGGAGGGGAGGGAGACAGAGAAGUCCGGGCAGCGGCGGCGGGAGCGAGGGAGGGAGUGGUGGACAACGGAGGGUGAGGAGGGAGAGAAGAGAACGAAGGGCAGGGGAAGAACGGCGGGUGUCGUGAAAACUGUGGUGUGGGCGGGGACGAUAUGUUAUGUUGCUGGUGUGGUGGCGGAGUUGUUGAGGUAAGUUUGGUUCUUGGGCUGAAGGUGUGGAGUUUUUGGUGGGCUAUUGAUUUUUCGGCUGUAUUUUUGGGAGUACGACUUCGGAGUAUUCUGUCCAGGUGUUAGGUUUCGGCAUAUUUGGGACUGUUGACGAUUGAAAUGAUGGAUGCAGAGUUCCCUGGAGGACACUCGUUACGACAUAGUUGACCAUUCCGCUUCACGUAAUUACUUAAUAGACACUCCCUCUUACGUUC
This is a messenger RNA of Westerdykella ornata, 2417 nucleotides long. RefSeq lists its product as uncharacterized. The record is from RefSeq and is a predicted model, not a curated record. Bases 80 to 2188 code for a protein of 702 amino acids. Lineage: Eukaryota; Fungi; Ascomycota; Dothideomycetes; Pleosporales; Sporormiaceae. The transcript is spliced from 2 exons.